Messenger RNA from Orbilia oligospora ATCC 24927, 588 nucleotides. RefSeq lists its product as uncharacterized. NCBI's taxonomy places the organism in Eukaryota, Fungi, Ascomycota, Orbiliomycetes, Orbiliales, Orbiliaceae. Bases 1 to 588 code for a protein of 195 amino acids. The record is from RefSeq and is a predicted model, not a curated record. The transcript has a single exon.
AUGCUCUGGACGAAACCAUUUAUUUUAUUUUAUUUCUUCGCUCAAAUCCCUUCAGGGGGCCUUUCCCAGUCCACAGUAUCGGCAGAUAUCCCUGGAAACGUCAGGUUUCGGAUUCCCAAAGACUCUACCACUCUCCAGACUUCAACUAUAACUUCUAGUACUAUUACGUCGUCGGAACUUCCUUCAGAUCAGUUGCAACCCACCGUUAAUGUUUCACAGGGGACUGAUAGUUUGGUUCCUACCCCUUCGUUACAGGACAAUAAUUUGGGGGCACAAAGCAAACCCGUGAACGCUGGGGCGAUAGCUGGCUUGGUUAUUGGUGUGGUCGUUUUACUGCUCGGGACGUUGAUUGGGGCGGUCUGGUAUUUACGUUCAAGAGGCCGGAAUAAGAGUACCUUCACGAAAACCGCAAUUGAGAAUCAAUCUGAACAGAAACUUCCUCCAACAGAGACUAUCUCUAAGGAGACCAUCCAGAAACAAGAAACACAGACGGUUGAACCAAAACCCAAAACACCACCGGCUCCGAAUUUCGAUAAACCGUCUCAAGAGGCCCAAAGAAGAUUAAGGUCAUCUUUCGGAGGGCUGUGA